Messenger RNA from Naegleria gruberi, 369 nucleotides. RefSeq lists its product as uncharacterized. Lineage: Eukaryota; Heterolobosea; Eutetramitea; Acrasida; Naegleriidae. The transcript has a single exon. The record is from RefSeq and is a predicted model, not a curated record. Bases 1 to 369 code for a protein of 122 amino acids.
AUGUCAACAAGGAAGAAGAUUUUCAAAGGGAGCAGUGAUUUAAUCAUUAUUAAUGAAGAUGGAACAAUAAAUGAUGAAGCCUUGAUAAACUCAAUUCCAACAACCAAUACAAUAACAAAACAAUCAAGUACUAGCACGAAGAGUUCCACUGAACCUUCAAUAACUAAUUAUCAUCAGGGUGAAAUGAUUGACUUCGAAACCUACUUGGAUAUCAAACCCUCCGAAGAAAGUAUUGAUCAUCAAGAAGAAGAAACUAUAAACAAACAACUAGAAGAAGAGAACGAUAGAAAGAUACAAGAACUAAUGAAAAAGAAAAAUAUAAAACUGUCACACAAUUACAAACCAUUUUUUGAGAAUAAAAAGGAAUAA